Messenger RNA from Arabidopsis thaliana (thale cress), 1028 nucleotides. RefSeq lists its product as uncharacterized. The record is from RefSeq and is marked reviewed. The transcript has a single exon. The coding region runs from base 396 to 701 and encodes 101 amino acids. NCBI's taxonomy places the organism in Eukaryota, Viridiplantae, Streptophyta, Magnoliopsida, Brassicales, Brassicaceae.
CAAGUGUAUGUGAAAUACACAUACUUUUGGACAUACAUAUAGAAAGAAUUAGAUUUGUCUAUUACAAAUUUAUAUCGCAUUUGAUGUAGUCGACGACCGAGAUGAAUCAAAUGAACAAGAUACAUAAAAAAGACAAACAUUAACACACAAAAGAACAAAACUAAUAAAAUUAACAUAGUAUCAAAAAAUGAAAUAAAGAAAAGAAAAUUUCAAAAUCUAGUACGUGCUUGCAUCUACAUGAUCCAACGAAGUUCUUCGCCUAUCCACAAUAUAUUGUUUUGCCUAUAUAAACACAUCUCCCAUUUCCUCAUAAGAAACCUCAAGCCCUAACUAAAAUCUCAAGAUAAACCUAUAGUUGUCUUGUCAAACAAUCAAACCCUUUUUAGAUAUAGAAAAUGGGAAUCAAAUUCAGCCAAGGUCCUUCGAAUACAACCAUUCACAACAGAAGUCAUCAAGAUGGUGAGGAUCAAAGGAACGAGACGGCGACGAAGAUCAAUCAUGACAAGCCUCAAAAUCAAUCAAGUAGCUUUCAGAUUCCACUUCAUUAUCCAAAGUAUACAAAGAGUGAUUAUGAGAAAAUGCCAGAGUGGCAAUUGGAUCGGCUUCUGAGAGAGUACGGCUUGCCGGUUAUCGGAGAUUCUUACGAGAAGAGGAAAUUUGCCAUCGGAGCAUUUCUCUGGUCGUCGGAGAACGAGCACUAGAUCAUAUGUUAUCGUAAUAGACGUCAUCGUUUCAUAUGGUACUGUUUGAAUAAAGAUAAGUUGGUGAAAGCGUGGAAAAGAAACAUGUUUGCAUGUAGAUAUUAUCCUGGACAUGUAUGUUUUAUAUAAUAUAUAUAUAUGUAUUAAUGUAUUUGUAUAUAUGGUGUGUUUCUCUACUCUCCAUGUAUGUUACCUCAUGGGCACGACAUUUGUAAUAACUAUACUAAGCUUAAUAAUUUUCUAGCGUUUUCACAUAUACAAUUAAAAAUAAUCAUUAUUUAGUUAUUCCAAUAUUUUUUUUACAAAACAGUUUUUAUAAUUGUGAAC